Peronospora farinosa is the source of this 1050-nucleotide messenger RNA. The record is from the annotation of a GenBank genome assembly. Lineage: Eukaryota; Oomycota; Peronosporomycetes; Peronosporales; Peronosporaceae.
AUGACGUGGUCGUUGAUGUUACGAUCCAUUUCAAGACGUUCUAGUCGUGCUUUCUCGAUUGUUUCAGCAAGAUCAACUGCUUCCUUGUGUUCUCCAUCGUUUGGUAUUGCGUUUGAUAUUGACGGCGUCUUCAUACGUGGUGACCAUGCACUUCCAAAGGCAAAGCAAGUACUGCGAUCACUGCAGAAGAAUAAAGUUCCUCAUAUCUUUUUGACCAAUGGUGGCGGUUGCAUGGAAGAGGACAAAGCCAAGAACCUCAGUCGGAUUCUUGACUGGCCAAUUCAUUCGGAUCACAUGAUCCUCUCGCAUACGCCAAUGCGUGAGCUCGCCAAGAUUUAUGCACACAAACGAGUGCUUGUCAUGGGCUCCCAUGAUGUCUGGCGUGUCGCUGAAUGCUAUGGUUUCAAAAAGGUUGUGAGGGUGGAAGACUUACUGCACCAUUAUCCGACGCAGUAUCCAUUCAUCCAUUACGAUCAAAGUAGACCGGCACCGCACCACGAUGAGCCCAUUGAAGCUAUCAUUGUGAUGCACGAUCCGAUCAAUUGGGCACCAGAAAUUCAAGUUGCAGUGGAUGUACUUGUUGGUGGUGACCCGCCUGGAAGUGGACGCCCGUCUGGUAAACAGAUACCGUUGUUCCUAAGUAACGAUGACUUUGUCUUUAGCGGGGCAUAUCCAGCUCCCCGGUUUGCUCAAGGUGCUUUCACGAGAUGUUUGAAACUGCUGUAUGAAGGCCUUACCGGGCGCAAGUUGGAUGUGACAAACUAUGGCAAACCCUAUAAGGUCACGUAUAAAUACGCGCAAAGUCUUUUAAAUACUGUCUCGGGACAAGGCAAACCGCUGAAACACUUGUAUGGUAUCGGUGACAACCCUCAGGCCGACAUUCAGGGUGCAAACAAUGCUGGUGAUGAAUGGACUUCCGUACUCGUUCGAACGGGUAUUUAUGAUGGCUCGUCGGACCCCGAACAUGAAGCUGACGUCGUCGUUGACGACGUCUACGAUGCUAUCAAGCACAUUUACAAGUGUGAGGGCAUCAACGACUCCACAUUGUGA